GUCGGGGCGGUGUGUCAACAAAAUGGCUCCCAAAUGUGUAACUUUAGGAUUUUUCCUCUUUAUUACAACAGUUUUUGUUGUUAUUCCUAAUGAAAGUGAUGGUGCAACCUGCUGUACAAAACUUGGUAUUCCCAGUAAAUGUCACUUCCUUUGCGGUGAUGGCAGUGAAGGAUUUUGGAGUCUCACUAGAUGGCGGUGUACUGUCGAUUACUAUCCAAGUAUUGUCAAGUGCAAAUUUACAGAUGGACUAGAUUAUGUGAAGAUGUUUGGUCAGAAUUUAAACAAAAAAAUUGUGGAGGGUUUCAAGAAGCUAUCACUUGACUUACAAAAGAAAUUACAAAGUGCAAAAGACUUUGCAACAGCAAAAGUAGAAGAUCUGAAAAAAGUUCCACAAGACAUACUCUGUGCUUUGAAGGAUUCCAUAUCUGGGAUGACAUCAGAUCAGUUCAAGGGUUUAGUGAAAAGAUUUACAACAUUUACAGCACACAACCUGAGAAAUCUUGCUGAAAGCAUCAAGACAAAGACAUUCUUUGAUAACAUUGAUGACAUUAUUGCAGAGGACUGGGACCCAGAGCAACUUGCAGCUCUCACUAAGACAGCAUUCAAGAAGUUUGGCAGCAAUGUUAAGUUGUGGGGAAAGGAGGCUUAUGCAGCAUUAAAGCAGUUAUUUGUUGGCUUGGAGUCUGGUGAACUGAUGCAAAUGGCUGCAGACAGUUUCAAGGAAUUAACAAACUACCUCUGCUCAGCCAAAAUGAACGACGAUCAAAGAAAAGCUCUUCUUGUCCCUGCCAAGAAGGCAUAUGGCGAUGACCUGUCCAAGUGGGAUGAUGUUGUGGUCGGAAAACUUUGUAKCUUGAUUAAAGCGCUGCCUGUUGAAGAUCUAUUGAAACUUAGCGGUGAAGUGAUCUCAAAAGUCAUCAACGUGAUAUCUCAAGCAGCAGAUUUCGCCUAUCCCCAUGCACGAGCCCUGUUAGACAAGGUAAAAUCAUCCAAACUAGGACAAGAUAUAUCUAAAUGGACAGCAGACGACAUCAAGAAACUAGGGACGCUUGUCAAGGACCUGGAUGUCGAAGAUUUAAGGGCUUUGUUGGUGAAACAGUUUAAGGAAAUUCAAACUACUCUAGGUGACGUUGAGUGGUCACCAGGUCGUGCCCGUGAAUUAGCCAAAAAAGCCAUUGAAUCACUUGGUGAGCCUGCAAAAUGGACAGCGGAAAAUCUGAAAGAAUUAAAAAACAUUGCUGGGGGUCUGCUACCCUCUGAACUCAAACAACUGGUCGAUAAAGCGGUAAAGGAUGAUUUAAAAGGGUUUAAAAAUGCAAAACUCGAAAUUGACCAAGCCCAAGAAAUUGUCAAUAAAGUCAAAAACGAACUUCAGGGUAAACUUGAGAACCUUGAUGAAGACGACCUGAUAGCCCUGACACACGCUUUGGAUGGGUUCCUUGCAUCAGAUGUCGGUAAAAUUACCCAGCUUGUUUUGUAUGCUGCUUUCCCUGAACUUAAAAUAGCCAAAGAAGUUGCGAUUCCAAUUAUUAGAGAACUUAUCAAAAUGCACAAGAAAGACGCGUCUGGUAAGAAUGAUUUUACUCGUCUUGGUGAAGUUGCUGUUGGUUUGAGUAGAGCAGAACUUGACGAUGAAGACAUCGAAACAAUCGUGAAGAACUUGGACAGAGUUGGUGGUAUUCCGUGGGACAAGACACAGGUGAUUGAGAUUGCCAAGAAAGUUCGUGACAAGUGGGGCAGCAUCAACGAUACCGACAACUCUGACUCAGACUACCCUGACUGGGGAUUUAUAAACCUCAAAAAACUUGGCCGCGUAGCACUUGGACUAGCUAAAGAAGAAUUGAGAGAUCUACCAAUCAGAGGCAUCGAAGACAGUUUGGACGUGUUAGGCCGACAAAAGGAGUGGGAUCGAGGACAGGUUGCAAUGGUGCUGGUUCGACUGCGCGAGUACUGGGAAAUGGAAAAUCUCGACUUCUCUAAUUUCACCGAGCUGGACAUUAAUUCACUCGGCGCAUUUGUGCAAGGAAUAACACAAGACGAACUGAAACGUCUUCCUAACAGGGUUCUACUUAUUGCCAUACGAAGACUGGGCGAAGAGACUGGGAUCCCUGAGGACAAGCUAAGGACUCGCGCUUUUACUGCCGUAGAAUACUUUAAGAACCAAUCAGGAAUCGAUAUUCUUAACUCCACUCACAUCCAAGACAUGGGAAAUCUUGUGGCGGGACUAAGCACUAGUGCAAUGAGAAAAAUAUCCCGUGAUGCCUUUGUUCAAAACCUCUACACGAUGGCGAGGGCAAAGGGGCUUACACCAGAUAAACUGAAACAGCUGGCGAGCCUUGCCAAGGAACAUUUUGAUGGAAGCGAUGUUGGCAAGUGGACAAGUAAACAGUGGCGCGAUCUCGGUCCGGCUAUCAAAGGUCUGAGCCCAGCUGACCUGCGCAGAAUGAGUCGUGGUGCUUUGAAAGAAAUUGUUGAUGAAAUCAAUGAUAUCGAGUUUAGCAAGGAACAGGCCGAGGCAAUCUUAGACGCUGCCAAAGAGGCCUAUAAAGAAAGCGACAUCGGUAAGUGGACUGGAGACCAGUUACGUCAGCUUGGUUCUUUAGCUAAUGGCUUGGGUACUGGUGAAAUCAUGAAACUUGGUAAAGAAGCAUUUGAAGAUACGGUGGGGGUGUGGGGCAAGAAACUUAAUAUCGACAUAAACCAAUUGAAGGCAAUGGCUGAUAAAGCUAAAGAGUUUCUGGUCAAUAAUGACGUCACCAAGUUCACUGCCGCACAUCUCAAGAGACUGGGCCGUGUAGUUCUUGGUUUUGAACCAGCAGAUCUUGAAAAACUAAAGAUUGACAACAUUGACGUCAUCGCAGCCCUUGGGAAAUACAAGGGGUGGACCGAACAACAGUUAAAAGUACUAAAGCCUAAGAUUAAAGAGUUCGUGUCUAAGAAUAGCGCUAAAAUCGACUAUAUUUACAUGAGUCUCGGCCAUCUUGGAACGACGUUGAGUAAAGUCGACAUCGCCCAAAUACCAACAAAUUCACUCAAAUUGGCUGUAAAACAACUCGGUCAGUUAGAUGAUUGGACGGAUGAACAGCAAAAAGCACUGAUUGAACAGAUUAAAAAGGCCUGGGCCAAAGGCGCGAAGGACUGGGACAAAGCGCAAAUUCAUGAACUUGGAUUUUUGCAGAAGGGUUUGUCUACCAGCGAUAUUCCUAAACUUAAUCCUAAAGUAAUCGAUGCUAUCAAACCUGAAGUGAUUAAAGAAAUGACCGUCAAACAAUUACAGUCUUUCACCGCUGACCAGUACCGUUCGAUGGAGACACCCCAAGUAGCUGCCAUCAGCAUGUCAAAACAGAGCAUGCUGACCGCUGAACAAAGAGACGCCAUCAAAACCGUGACAGAUAGCGACCCAAUUGAGCAAGACCCAUGGGAUAAGGAUGUCAAGUCUACUGGAUUCCAUGUGACUACAAGCGUGCUAAGCAUUCUGGGCUCGCUCCUUGUUGCAUUGUACAUUAAUCACUAGACACCAUUUUAUACCGGAAAUGACAUCAUAUCACUCCUUGUUGUAUUGUACAUCAAAUACUAGGUACCAUUUUGCACCGUAAAUGACAUUCUAUGAUUAGAUUAACGAUACAACAACAAAUGCAAUGAUAAUUUUAAGCCAGUAUAGAGAUCACCAUUUCACAUUCCACCGCGAAGAAAAUUUUUGUAUGAACAGUAUUUAUUAAUUAUAGAGAAAUUGCAUAUCAAACUAUAAUGACAAACAUGACAAACGCUAUCAAUGAAGUCUUCAUACGGA
Molecule: messenger RNA, 3790 nt
Organism: Exaiptasia diaphana
Lineage: Eukaryota; Metazoa; Cnidaria; Anthozoa; Actiniaria; Aiptasiidae
Product: stereocilin
Exons: 23
Coding region: 23-3514 (1163 amino acids)
Biological process (GO): cell-matrix adhesion
Cellular component (GO): cell surface
Source: RefSeq, a predicted model, not a curated record